This is a messenger RNA of Xenia sp. Carnegie-2017, 1352 nucleotides long. RefSeq names its product 26S proteasome non-ATPase regulatory subunit 10-like. Bases 366 to 1295 code for a protein of 309 amino acids. NCBI's taxonomy places the organism in Eukaryota, Metazoa, Cnidaria, Anthozoa, Malacalcyonacea, Xeniidae. The transcript has 6 exons. The record is from RefSeq and is a predicted model, not a curated record. Gene Ontology annotation, molecular function: protein binding.
UUGUUCCUGAGCCCUAGUCUAAGUCAAUGGAAGCCAAGAAAGCAGUUGUGGAGUGUCCAUGGGCUGCGUCCAGUUGUAUCAUUUCAGAAAGUGGGUUUUUUCCAAUAAGUUGUCAUUUCAUAUAAGUCGGAGAAAAGCUCCCAAAAUUUUGAUUGCGUCCCGGUGCCUAAUUUCUCAGCACAGCAUGAGAAAUUUCUAUCAUGAAUUAUCAUUUGAUGUAUGACAGUUUGCAAUUACGUUGUGUCAACCUGGUGGAUGUUAAAGAGUGAUGUAAACAUUAGCAAAAAGUAAACAGAGACGCAAGGAAUAUGGAGACGAAAUGGAUAGUUGACAAAUUGCUUGAUUGAAACUUCGGAUUUUUUCGGAUGGGCCAGAAGCAUACACUUUUCUUUGCCGCAGGAGAGGGCCGAAUAGAUGAUUUGAAAUGGGUUUUGUUCGAGAAGAGGGUUUCACCAAACUUACGAGAUCAUUCCACGCAAGAAGUAGCUCUACAUCUUGCGGCGUCGAAAGGUCAUUUAGAAUGUGUUAAGCUGUUGUUGAAUGCAGGAGCAAAUGUCGAUGCUCGUAACAGUUAUGGCUUGACAUCUUUACAUCUUUCUGUUUGCAAUGGAAGAUAUGGAUGUGUUCUUGCUUUGAUUAAAGGCGGAGCUGAUAUUAACGCUACGUCCAGGUUUGGUUGUACACCUUUACAUCAAGCUGCAUAUUUUAAUCGUACAAAAUGUUGUCAAUGCUUGCUCAAUGCUGGAGCUUUAGUUAAUGUUCAAGAGUCUUGGGGAAGAACACCUUUAUUUCUUGCUAUUGAAAAAAGAAACAUAAGUAUGGUAAGAUUACUACUGAAAAGUCACAGCAGUGUUGAUAUUGCUGAUAGCACCAAGGGACAAACUUGUUUGAUGCUAGCAGCAUCACUUGGUGAUAUUGAAUCGAUGAGACUUCUCCUUGAUUAUGAAGCAGACCCUAAUAUUCAAGACAAUUGUGGUCAAACUGCCCUUCAUCAUGUUGCAAAUGACACUAAAGGCGAAGUUGUUUCAAGAUGUAUAAGGCAGUUGGCUGCUUAUGGAGCUAUGUGCCUUGAAGACAACAAAUGCAAAACUCCAACAGAUAUACUUAUAGUUAAAAACAACACUUCUGACGCUGACCUCCUGAUGCAAUUGACAAGUACACCAAGAACGCUACGAAAUAUGUGUUGGGUGAAUGUGCGACAAAAUUUACUAGGAAAAAAAACAAUGGAUUUGCGAAAGUUGAAGCUACCUGAAUGUCUGGUCAAAUAUAUAGAAGAUGAUUCGGCAUUUUUGUAAAUCUGAAUAUAUUUUAAAGUAAUUUUUUAUAUGUUAUUAAAAAGAAUAGGCCUUGAA